GCUCCAAGCAGCUCCUCACUAUCUUGUGCGGGGUCACGAUGGUAUCAUCCGCGACAUUCUACGCAACGGGUCUGAUUAUUGAUAAAGUCGGAAGCUGACCCGUAUGAAUUUUCGAGUGGCUACUACGUUGGUCACGUUCAACUUCUUCUAUCUACCAUAUCAAGGCUCAUACUGUGACUCAUAUAUGAGUUGAGACCUCUGAAUAAAAAGGGCAAUAUCAACAACUCAAUCACCUGUGACUCCAUUGAGCCUCACUACAGUCCAGCGAUAUCUUUGAGCUCUGAAGUCGUUGAUAUUAGAGCACAGUUACAUCUGGGAUUGUUAGUCAGUUACUUCUCUCUGAGUCACCACCUUUCAACACAAAAUGUCCGCCGCAACUAGCGCUGCACAUAAUCAUGCCUCGAGCAUCGAUGGCAGCAUCUUCUCCGCGACCGGAAUGGUCGCCCUUAUAACUGGUGGCGGUACGGGCAUCGGCCUUAUGAUGGCAAAGGCCCUUGCCCAAGCCGGAGCACACCGCGUGUAUAUCGUCGGCCGUCGGACCGAAGUUCUCAAAGAGGCGGCCGCGUCAAUCAAUCGUCCUGGCGUGGUUGUACCGAUAACGGCUGACGUGACGUCCAAAGCGUCCCUCGCAGAAGCCGUCAAGGCCGUUGAGAGGGACACCGGUCACCUGAACCUCCUGGUCUGCAACUCUGGUAUCGGGGGUCCUCCAUCGGAGCCGCAGAUCACCCCGCAUACGACCAUUGAACAGUGGAGGAAUCAGCAACUCUCAGCGGACCCAGCUGACUGGAACCAGACGUUCAAUGUCAACGUCACGAGCGUGUGGUUUACGACAAUGGCUUUCCUGUUACUACUCGACUCGGGUAACAAAAGGGGAAACAUUGCGCAGACAUCACAGGUCGUCGUGACGAGCUCCGUGGCUGCUUUUAAUAGAAAGGCACCGGGCGGCUGGGCGUAUGGUCAGUCAAAAGUUGCCGUCACUCACUUGGUGAAGCAGCUCGCAGUUGCUCUCCCGCAAUGGAACAUUCGGGCCAACUGCAUCGCGCCUGGACUGUUCCCCAGCGAAAUGUCGGCACCUAUCGUGCAAAGCGCCAUGCAAGGUGAUUCGACGUGGGAUGAGAGCAAACCCAUCCCGAUUGGACGCGAGAACGUACCCUUAGGUCGUAUGGGCAAUAGUGACGAGAUGGGCGGCACUAUAUUAUACCUGGCGUCGAGGGCUGGUGCGUAUUUGAACGGAAACAUUACGUUGAUUGAUGGAGGUCGGCUGGGAACAUUCCCUGCGACUGGGUGCUAACUUUGCGCAAUUGCCUUGAUUUUUUCUUCUUUCUUCUCCGGGAGAGCUGGUCUUAUCGCGUUGCGGAGCGCGUUUUCUUCUUCUAGAACUAGAUCUAGAUGUUUGUUAUAUGACAUCUCAUCGUUAACGUAUCGUAGGCGUAUGCUUUGGACUGAGACACCAACAAUGAGAGUGCAUAAUCGGGGAUUCGGAAUGCAAUAAAUUUGGCUACCUAGGCGGUUUGGUCUUUCACCACCUGAUCGUCGCCAUCGAAACCCACCCCCUCAGACCUUUUGGCGAUGCUAAACAAUCCCCCCUCAAGCACAUCUUGAAUAGACAGGCUCUUGGUCACAGAGUUCGCAAAAUGGAGGGGAAAAAUAUAAAGAAAAGAAAAG
Messenger RNA from Pyricularia oryzae 70-15, 1665 nucleotides. Its product is annotated as rhamnolipids biosynthesis 3-oxoacyl-[acyl-carrier-protein] reductase. NCBI's taxonomy places the organism in Eukaryota, Fungi, Ascomycota, Sordariomycetes, Magnaporthales, Pyriculariaceae. Bases 365 to 1291 code for a protein of 308 amino acids. Gene Ontology annotation, molecular function: oxidoreductase activity. The record is from RefSeq and is a predicted model, not a curated record. The transcript is spliced from 2 exons.